UGCACAUCGGUCUAUUAUUAGACUCGACGCAUGCAGCACGAAGCAGGAAGCACAGCUGCGCAGACGAACAGACGCAAUCGGGGUGUCGUCUGCAAUGUCGAAGGGAGCAGAAGUGGCCAUACUGACACUGGUGAACAAGAUGUAGCGAGACAGUGUGACAGCCAUUGCAUUUGUGAAUCCCGACAUUGUUCUAUCUGCUGUUUAAUUCAGACUGACCAGACAGUAAAGUGCUCCAGACUGACUAACACCAAACUAAUCCCUCAAAAGUUGAGUUGAAAGUCAGCUGCCUUCACCUGUUGCACGUGUAGGGCCCAGGAUGAUCAUACUAUUAAAAGCUUUACUCACAGGUGACUUGCAUUGUGGAGUUAAAAAUCACCGAUUACAUUAAUAAGGCAUUCUACAUUUGUCUUCUGUCAUCACACUGAUCAAACCGGUGAUGACAAUUUAAAGAAAUUAUUGUAAACAGUUAAAUCUCAAGGCCAGGACCAAUCUACAAAAAUAUAUUUGACUAAUCAAGAUAGAGCAAGCAGACAACGGAGUUUAAGCUUCGUGUUUUGUGAUUGUCUGUCGUCUGGUUCUCAAGAAAGAGUACACAAAUGGCGGGAGCCGGUCAAGAAUCGGGCGUUAAACACAAAGGGAAUUUAGCAACCCUGUUUCCUAAAAUAAAAAUAUGCAAGCUGCGUUACGAAUUUUCCUUAAAAGGGGGACACACUGAAACAGACCCAGAAUAUGUUUUCGUCGAGCAGCUUGAAAAAGAAAAUAGGCUUAAACAAAUGAAAACUGAUUUGAGCAAAACUACACAGCUGUCAUUUAGUGAUGUUGACAUGGGUAUUGUGACUGCGAAAUUUAAAGUACCAACCAACCCCAAAGACAGCAAGAAAUGGAUGGAGGAUGUGAGACAUGUGGUGUACACUAAAAAUAAAGUCCACUCACAAGUUUUUCAAACCGGCCAGUUGUCAGAGAAGAUUAUACAGGAGUUGACGUCGACGUACCCUGAAGGGAAGGCGUCUUGUUAUCUCAGCAAUGACAAGCAAAGUUUGCUGGUCACAUCCAGCGAUGAUGAUGAGAUGCAGAAAAUCAAAAGUUUUGUGGAAUCCAGGAUACCGGGAACUGACAUAUCACAGACGAAACAACCGUCCGCCCAGCCUGUCAAGGUGUCAGGAAAGAAAUCUCCAGUCACUAACAAGACAACCAUUAGCAUGUCCUCUGAGAGUAAAGAGGAAUCUGAUGAAAGGUCUCCAGUUUCCAAAACGUCAGGUGAUAGUGCCUGCUCCCAGAGAAAGGACAAAGCAGACAAAAAAUCGCCUUCCAUGGCGACAGCAGAUAUGGACAGGUCACCAAUGGCACAAAACGAAUAUGGAACAAAGUCACCAGUAAAUAAAACAACUGGUAGCAGCUGUUUCAAGAGCGACCACGAGCACGAGAAGAAAUUGCCAAAGACGGAAAAAGUAGCACUUAGUGGCUCAACUGAAGUUGAAGAUAUGUCUAGGGAAAAGUCGUCGGACAUCGCACCACCUGACAUACUGACGUCUUCCAAUGCUGAAAUAAAGUCGGAAUAUAAAUUACCAGUCAGCAGCCAAGAAGUCAGUAGUCCCUCAGGCGAAGUUCAUCCCUCACUGCAGCCACAUACACAGGUCUCUGUGGCGACCGCUGAUGGACAAACUUCUGCACGUUUCGAUGCAGAACUAGAUUCUCAAGGAAAUACACUUGCUGCGUCUGCAUCCAAAGAUGUACAUCCAGUUACUAUUAGUGACACAAAUCGAGAUAUCUCGAGUGGAAUCGCAGCACAAGCUAGUCACAAGCGGACAUCAGCGGAACCAUUCACUUCUGGUGGAAGUCUGGAUCAUACUUCUCGUCAAGAGAGGUCUUUAGAAUCUUCCUUCGUUCAAUCGGUUGACAAAGAUUUGAAACCCACGGUAACAGCCCCUACAGAUGCCCAACCACCCAUUACCACGAAAAGAACAAUAGAAGUGCCAGAACAGUUUUUUAAGCUUCUCCAGGGACAAAGAGUGCGGCAGGACUUUUUUAGUGAGCUAGAGAAGAGCAGAGUCAAGAUCGACGAAGACAGCGUAGCCAGUGGACAUAUUGUCGUCACCCACGGUGACCGCGAAGAGGUCAUCAAAGCUCUCCAAAGGGUAAUUGACACACUGGACCUGGCCGACAGGAUGAAGGACGAAGACGUCUUGCAAGCCCUCUGCUCACUACGCAAACAGUUUCCCGAUCAGGUGGAACUUGACAAAAGUGUUAUAACAUUUCACAGAAAGGUAGAAGCGGAGGUAAAAGCAGCGGUUGAAAUUGCGGUUAGCAAACCUGUCUCUAUUCCGCUGUCACUGGAGCAGAUGAAUUAUAUUCAGUAUCACCUGAGUUCUAUACGGCAGUCAGCAGGCAGCAGUGACGUCCUCCUACAAGAAGGCGAUGGAAUGAAGGGAGUUUUGGUGAUUUCCCCCCCACCAGCAAAUAUCAGGGCAGUUAAAAGCAUGGUAGAGGAAAUGACAGCCAACAUUCAUCACAAAAAAGAAAAUAUGGAGCCCUCAGAAGUGCUAUACUUAAGUGGGGUCAAAGGUCAAAUUGAGGUAAAGGAACUGGAGACGAAGAACAGUUGCCGGAUUUCUGUCAUCUCCCCUGGUCACCAAGUUCUGACUCGAGCCGAGUCGACUGGCGGAUGUCGUCUGCUUCUGUGCGAGGGCAACAUGGCGGCCAGUGACUGCGACGUGGUGGUCUUCCCACUCACCGAGAACCAGAAAGAAUGGCCUCUUUCACAGAGAUUAAUUCUGGAAAAAGGUCUGUUGGCGUCUAGUACAGAACCGUACAAACUCCUUUGUAGUGCGUCAACAAAGACAUCAAUUCUAAGGGUUCAGUGUCAGGGGAAUGGGGCUGGCCAGCAGGUGGUCAUGGUCAGCGGGCAGCACGAUCUCACUGCAGUAGGAGACUCUACCGUAGGAGACGCCCUGCGUGAAGUACUGACGUCCUCUCUAGGGUCAGGGGCCAGCAUGGCGCUGCCUGUCCGCCAGGACGCUGAUGUGACGCCCGCCUACAACCUGACUAUACUUCUUCAAACCAUCGGCCAGCUUGACCGUGAGGCCAAAGGUCGAGAGGUCAGCAACGCAACUGUCGUUCUGUACCUGGAGAAUAUCUCUGACGCUGAGCGGCGGGAAGCUGCAAAGACUGCGGAAAAUGUCCUGAAGCAGCUGAGGUGGGAUGUGCAGACAGAUGUUGUUGCUGUUUAUGGAGAAACCGACAAAUCACUUCCAUCCGUCACUAUUAGCGGCUUACAGGAGGAUGUGAAGAAAGCAUUCUCUGAGCUGAAGAGCAUGCGGGUGUCAGAUAAAUACAAGGUUCAUGCUGAUACGAUCGCCGCUGACUCAAUCAUGGCCAGGCCACAGGCAGGCAAACAUCUGACAUCAGCAACAGAGGCCAUCAACAAGGUGGAGGAGAAUUUACCAGCACAACAGAAGAAGAGAAUACAAAACACAGACUACCUCUUGAAGCUUGAAGCAUUGCAGUAUCUGCUGGGAGAGGAUUUUGCGGAUAUCACCAUCCUAGACAGAGAAGGAAAGUCUGUGAAAAUACAAAUAUCUUCUCAGAGUGACAAACUCAUGCGAGAAGACAUGCCGAUAAAUGAUAUUCAGUGGGGCGAUGUCUUGAACGCUGGAAGAAAAAUCCAGUCAGAAGGAAUAAAAGCUUUCGUCAAACCUUUGCUUUUCCAAGACAAAUUAGCUAUUUUUGCGCUCGACGAGGACGCCAUGAUGAAAGCCAAGCGGCUGAUCACCUUCGGAACUGAGAAGUCAAGAGGCACGAGCUUCCGGUCAGGAGAAGCAGGCGACCAGACAAACAGCCCGGUCAAGCCUGUUGCUGAAGCAAGCUGUGGAGCGGAUUUCAUCACUAAAUCGGGCAUCAGAGUGUCCGUGUACAAGACAGACAUCACCAAGCUGGUGGUGGACGUCAUCGUGAACGCUGCCAACGGUCGUCUGAUGCAUGGCGGAGGUGUGGCGGCAGCCAUAUCCCGGGCAGCCGGCCGCGCGCUGGACGAGGAGGGGGACAUCUUCGUCGAUAGGUUCGGUCAACUGGAGGUAUCGGAGGUGCUGCCGACAACAUCCGGGAACCUGCCUUGCAAGACCGUGUUUCACGCCGUGGGGCCCUGCUGGUACGAUUACCAGAACAAGGACAAGUGUGCGGUGGACCUGCAACGGACGGUCUUUAACUGCCUGACGAAGGCUCACAGCCUGAAGUUUACUUCUAUUGCUGUCAGCUCAAUCAGUUCAGCCAUCUUUGGUGUGCCGGAAAAAGUGUGUGCACAGAUGUACCUGAGAGCAGUGCAGCAGUUUGAGCAUCAGUAUGGCGGGAAGACAAAGUUACAGCACAUCCACUUUGUUGAUGUCAGAGAUGUGAUGGUGAGCGUUAUCCGAGACAUAUUUACCCGCCAGUGGAACUCGGAUGCACUGUCUCCUUCACGCGCCGAGGGACACACCCAUAACCCCAGCAGAAGUGAGCAUGAUGAAGCUACCCAAGAUCCUCGCAGAAAGGGAUUUAGCAAUAACCAAGACCCAGGCAGACAAAAGCAUUACGAAGAUUCACAAGUCCCUAGCAGACGAGACCAUGAUGAUGUUCAAGACCGAGGGAAGAGUUACAAAAGUAUCCAGGAUUCCGGCAGACAGGAGUACAAUAAUGACUAUCAGACGACAAGCAAACAAGAGAGUAACACCGGUAGUCAGGAGUAUAGUAGAAACAACAUGGAGCAUAAUAGAGGAAACAUGGGGUACAGCAAUCAGAAGCAUAAGGACAGUCACGAACAUGGUAGGGUUAUGCAGGAAGGGUAUGGCAGGAGCAGUCAGGACUAUGGCAGGAGCAGUCAGGAGCAUGGAAAGAGCUUCCAGGAGCAUGGUGGGGUCAGUCAAUGUUAUAGAAGGGGCAGUCAUGAAAAUCGCAGGGGCUUCCAGGAUGAAGGACCCUACGGACAGGAAAGCCAAACAGAUGCCCAUGAAAGUAGCAACUGGGAGACAAACACACAACAAUCAACAGAUCCUCGUGGAAGUGCAAGGCACGAUCCAAAGGGAGCUCAGGACAGAGAAAGUGGAGGAAACGACCAGCAAAUAUAUCAUCAAAGAGGUGGUGGCGGAGGUGGCACAGGUCAAGAUCUAAAGGGCAAUCCUCACAAGCAUCAAAAGAGCAAGAAAAAGAAGAAGUGAUCAUGCAGAAGUGACCACCAUCUGAAACAUCGCCAGAAGCCUCAAAUCGCAAAAAAGUCGACAAUUAUUUUAAACAUUUCGUUCACUAUUUUAGUGGCUUGUGUAAUAAGAGCACUUAUUGUUUUUGUCUAUGUAUGAGACAUUACUCAGCGUAAACUGUGUGGGUUUUGUAAACUCCAGUGUCUCAAAGUUUUUUUAAAAUCGUGUUUAUCAUUUAUUUUUAAUUAUUUUAAAAAGCUGAACUAAAGUAUGCGUUAAUUUGUGGUAAUAGCAGGUGAUGUGACUAGGUGUUUUCUUACAGUGUUUUUUGCAUUUAUUAAAAAUAGAGCCCUGUGUUAGUAAGCGCAGAGUUUUAGUGUCUAACAUGUAUACUAUUCAUUUCAAAGAUAACUUGGAAUAAAAUAUAUUUAAUCUACACUUUGUGCGAGCGCCUGAUAAUGUCGCAGGUUCAUUUCCGCGCUUCUCGAAGUUCCUGCACAGAGUUGUCUGUACUGAACCAAAGUUACUUCCCAUGUCUUGUCUAGAGUGUCAUUUUCAUGAGAAACCUUUUUACGUGCGCUGUCUUUAUUUUAAAAAGCUUGUACCAGAGAACACUGUAUUUUUUCAGGACAAUCUGGGAGCUGUACGCAAAUGUAAACAAGUCACACUACCAAGAAUAAAUCAGACUGACCUCAAGUUUCAUUGUGAGCAGCUGAGAAACUUGAUUUUUACUGUAUCUACUUCUAUUACUUCUUCUCUGUUGCUAUACGGGGCUGACUUAUUCAACAUCAGUAGUGUAUCGCGUGUGGGCUUUAGUACCAGAAAUUGUUUCAUAUUGUGUUCUACGUUUCAUUAGGAAUGCAUAUCAAUUUAUCUGCAUUGAGCCAGAGGUUUAAUUAAAUUCCCCUGUCUCCUGUAACAAAAGUAGGUGCGACAAAUGUAUGUUCAGUCUGUACCAUAAAUAAACCCAAUGACAUUUAAAGAUGCAUACAAUAUCUCAAGUCUUUUUCGUUUAAUCUUGAAUGUACUUUGAACUGUAUGCAUUAGAGAACAAUAUCUUUUUGUAAGAGGUACAACGCAUUGUAAUGAGCGCAGAAAGCUAAAUUACAUUCACUUAGCAAUAGAAAUGUCAGAUUCUCUCAGCUCGAGAAGUUAACAUAUCUGCGACAUUUUGUGGUCAUAAUUGUGAUGAAAAAAAUGUUGCUACUAUAACACUUGCGCGAAUCACCCAAAAAAUUCUAGCUUGAUUGCAAGUUCAGUUCGUUAUUGUAAAAUAGUUUGAAGAGUAUUUUUAAUGCUUGUUGCUUGGUUUUGGUUUGAAAAUUUCUAAUAAAAUAUUAAAAAUUAUUAGAAAAAAA
Molecule: messenger RNA, 6523 nt
Organism: Pomacea canaliculata
Lineage: Eukaryota; Metazoa; Mollusca; Gastropoda; Architaenioglossa; Ampullariidae
Exons: 10
Coding region: 597-5186 (1529 amino acids)
Biological process (GO): negative regulation of gene expression
Cellular component (GO): nucleus; cytoplasm
Molecular function (GO): transcription corepressor activity
Source: RefSeq, a predicted model, not a curated record